GUGAAAUUUACCCAAUUUUGAAAGAGUGUUCUGUUCUCAGUUCCCACAUUCUAGGGUUUUUUUCCUAACCCAUCAUCCGAGACUUGUCCCUUCUCCAUCAGUUCCCCCAUCGCGUUCCAUCACCGGCGACGGUAACCCGACCAUAAACCGGCGGCCCUCGCUCCGAUCAGCCCUAUUUUUCUGUACCUCUCGGUAUCUCGCCCCGUCGUUCUCCCUCUCGAUCACAAAAUGUCUCUGUCUCUCUCGAUCUCUCUCUUGACUUCGUCUCUCUAACAUUUUACCCAGCCAUAAACUCCUUUCCUUUCAGAAGCACUCAUUCAAGCACUGGGCACUGGGCAAUCGAAGCCAUCAUUCUUACAGAAGCCCCUACUAGAAAAUCACAUUUCGAGAUUUGGAGUAUUUUCGUAACGCGUCCCCGUUCUUCUCUCGUCUUGGGGCAUUUCGGCAAUUGGCAAGUACUGCUUACUUCGGUGAAGCUUACAAUGCAAUGCCUUCAAUGAAGAAGAAGGGUGAACACAGCGCAAUUGGGAACACUUUCAACAAAUUGCUGAAGGAGAUUGGAAAUCCAAUUGAGUUUUCACUUCCGGAGUUAUUUAAUAAUUGGCAGCCUUCCUACACCUCCAUAAAGCGCAACAUCUAUCUCACUAAGAAGAUUAAGAGGCGUCUGGAGGAUGAUGGGAUAUUCUGUUCCUGCAGCUCAUCAAAUGGAGUUUCUGGUGCAUGUGGUAGAGAUUGCCAUUGUGGCAUGCUGCUAUCAACCUGCUCAUCGGGCUGUAAAUGUGGGAGUUCAUGUCUCAAUAAACCAUUCCAUUGCAGGCUUCCGAAAAAGAUGAAAUUAGUGAAGACCGAGAAAUGUGGAUCAGGGAUUGUGGCGGACGAAGAUAUUAAGCAAGGAGAGUUUGUCAUUGAAUAUGUGGGAGAAGUUAUUGACGACAAAACAUGCGAGGAAAGGCUUUGGAAAAUGAAACACCGUGGGGAAACAAAUUUUUACUUAUGUGAAAUAAAUCGGGACAUGGUGAUUGAUGCCACAUACAAAGGAAACAAAUCAAGAUAUAUAAAUCAUAGUUGCUGUCCAAACACUGAGAUGCAGAAAUGGAUAAUUGAAGGUGAAACAAGGAUUGGCAUUUUUGCUACCCGGGACAUAAAAAAGGGCGAGCAUCUAACCUAUGAUUAUCAGUUUGUCCAAUUUGGUGCAGAUCAAGAUUGCCACUGUGGUGCUUUAGGUUGCAGGCAAAAGCUGGGGGUUAAGCCUAGCAAGCCUAAGGUGCUUUCCUCAGAUGCUGCAUUGAAAAUUGUUGCAUGUCAAGUGGCUGCAUUGUCUCCCAAAGUGAAAGCAAUUCUAUCCAGAAAAGAUGUUGCUGAAGAUGGUAUUUUGGAUAUAGGAACUUCGAAAUAUGAUCCUACUCAGAGGAGAUACGCUCGCAAUUGCAUUGGUGAAGUGAUUAGAUUAGUUCGCCCCACAGACAAGAGGUCCUUUGGAGUCAUCAAACGUUUUGAGAAGAAUACCAGAUUGCACAUGGUCAUGUUUGAAGAUGGAGGUGUCGAAUUUCUUGACAUGUCAAAAGAAGAUUGGGAGUUCUGUACUUCCUGAUGUUGUGGUUUGGUAGGUCCAGUCUCAUCAGUAUGAUGUCCUGUGCUAGCCUUGGCUUAUUAUUGGAUGAAAUUACAUUUUCGUCCAGUGCUCUUUGGAAUUAUGGUCAAAGUGUCGAGUUUCUUUUAUGCAGAGAUGAAAGUGAUACUGUAUCCUGUGCAUUAUCCUUAGCUUAACCCACUGGACUUUUGUUUAAGUUGAUAGCUUGUUCUCAUAGGAGUAAUGUAGGUCUUUCACCCUUUAUGGGCGGGAGAGAGGGAAAUGCUUGUAUACAUUUUAACAUGAUUAGAUUAGAAACUUGAAGUAGACCUUUACAGGAUAAACUACUAGUCUAAUAAGCAAUUUGCAUAUGCUUGUUCAUCACACAGUUUUUAAUGUAGCAUCGUGAAUAUUGGCCCGAGAAAAAUGUUAUUUGGUUAUUUGCUGCUUUUUUACUGCA
Molecule: messenger RNA, 2030 nt
Organism: Rhododendron vialii
Lineage: Eukaryota; Viridiplantae; Streptophyta; Magnoliopsida; Ericales; Ericaceae
Product: histone-lysine N-methyltransferase ASHH3
Exons: 14
Coding region: 488-1591 (367 amino acids)
Biological process (GO): regulation of DNA-templated transcription
Cellular component (GO): nucleus; chromatin
Molecular function (GO): protein binding; histone H3K36 methyltransferase activity
Source: RefSeq, a predicted model, not a curated record